Messenger RNA from Ichthyophthirius multifiliis, 708 nucleotides. RefSeq lists its product as hypothetical. The transcript is spliced from 2 exons. Lineage: Eukaryota; Ciliophora; Oligohymenophorea; Hymenostomatida. Gene Ontology annotation, cellular component: cytoplasm. Gene Ontology annotation, biological process: signal transduction. The record is from RefSeq and is a predicted model, not a curated record.
AUGUCUUAAUCACGUGAAGAAUUAAUUUAUUUAGCUAAAGUAAAUGAAUAAUGCGAAAGAUUUGAAGACAUGUUAUCAAACAUGAAACAAGUCGUCAAACUAGACUAAGAGCUUUCCAUUGAAGAGCGUAAUUUACUCUCUGUUGCUUACAAAAAUUCUGUCGGAUCUCGCAGAACUGCUUGGCGCGCCAUUUCUUCAAUUGAAUAAAAAGAAGAAUCAAAAGGAUCAAAAAACAUUAAUCUUCUACGUGAAUACAAAAAGAAAAUCGAAUAAGAAUUAUCAUAAUUUUGUAAUGAUAUUUUAGAACUUUUAGACUCUCAUUUAGUUCCAAAAUCUAAAGAGAUUAUUAUAGAUAUAUUGCUAGAAUAUGCAUCUGGAUAAACCCAUGAUUAAGCCGCUAAUGGAGCUUUAGAUGCCUAUUAAAAAGCUUCAGAUAUUGCUAAUAAAGAUUUAAAUACUACUCAUCCUAUAAGAUUGGGAUUAGCCUUGAAUUUCUCAGUUUUUUAUUAUGAAGUUAUGAAUGAUCCCUCUAAAGCUUGUAAUUUAGCUAAAUAGGCUUUUGACGAAGCUAUUGCAGACAUUGAACAUAUUGAAGAAGAUUAAUAUAAAGAUGCAACAACUAUUAUGUAAUUAAUUAGAGAUAAUUUAACUCUUUGGACAUCGGAACUUUAAAAUGAUGAAGAAGAUGCAUAAGUAGAAAACAUUUGA